UUCCCAGCAACAAUGUUUAUCAGAAUGUGUUUGACAGAACGAUGCGAGGAUGGCAUUAUUACAGGCUUUGUCCCAACCCUGUUAGGGCAUACUGGAUUUUUUGCACAUAUUUACGAUACGUAUUUACAUUUGUGAGUUAUGAAUGACAAAUUGUAAUCAAAUUAUAUCGAUUUCUACAUUUUAAACGACUUACCACUAACGAUGGCUACAAACACCCUCUAAACAAACCUGAAAGUUUGGUCGGCACUUUAACCUCAUAGGUAGUAAUGAGUAUUUAUGAUAGCUUUUGGGGACAUUGACCUGUAUUUUAACUGUCCUUAUGGGGACACCUUUGUUGCUAAUAUAAUUUGUGUAAAAUUCUCAAUACCUUCUACCUUUAUAUUUGUCAUGUUUGACUGAUUACAGGUUGCCUUCCAAAACCACAUGGACACAGAUUCCAGCUCUGCAGAAGAUGGGAAUGUGUCCCACUCCAAUCCCAAGUUUAAAAAACAAAUGCUUGGAUAUGAUUCUGAAGACUCACUAAGCAGCAUGGAAAUAACAGAGGAUGAAUAUGUGCCAGGGUCAGAUUGUGAAAGUGAGACCAGCUCAGAGGGAGGCAGUAUAUUAAAGAAAAAUGCUGCCACCCUGGCCAGUCCUGCUGUUAAAGAUGGAAAAAGAAAAACAUACAAGGGACCUAGAAACCGGAACUCUGAAUCUGACACAUCUGGGGAAAGCUCCAUUACUUCACUUACAGUCAUGCACAGUCAAAAGACUGACGAUGGAUCUAGAAGAUACACCAAAAAGCAUUACUGUCUCUUUUGUGAGAAACCACAAUCCAAAAUCGCCAGGCAUCUGGAACUUGUUCAUGGAGAUCAAUCUGAAGUCGCUAAGGCCAUUUCAUCUCCAAAGAACUCCAAGGAAAGAAAGCUCCAACUGACUAUACUAAGGAAACAGGGGGACAGAAAACACAAUGUAGAUGUCAUUAGAAAGGGAAAAGGUGUCAUUGUUCCAUGUAAACAAACGAGUUCUCCAAAUGUCAAUCCAAAUAAAUUCUUACAUUGUGCAAAUUGCCAAGGACUUUUCAAAAAAAGAUUUCUUUGGAAACAUAUGAAAAGGUGCCCACUUCGAGGUGUUCUUCCAAAACCUGGUAGAACUCGGGCCCAAUCGAUUUGCGCCUUUGCGCAACCGGUGCAGGAAGGAGUUAGCAAGGGACUGUGGAAACUUCUCUGUGACAUGAAACCAGGUGAAGUGGUAGAUGUCAUAAAGAGUGACCAUUGUAUCCUCAAGUAUGGCGAGCAGAAAUACAACAUCAUGGGACACCGGCGUUCUGAUCAUGAACUGAUCCGUCAGAAAAUGCGUGAGUUAGGGAGACUGGUUUUGAAAGGAAGGCAGGUGUCCCCUCUCAAAUCACUUGAGGAAUACAUUGAUCCAGCCAACUUCCAACACACAGUUAAUGCAGUUAAAGCUGUUACAGGCUUUCAGUGUGAGACAAAUAAGAUAGCGGUGCCAACGCUAGCCAACAAACUUGGUCAGAGCCUCAUGAAGGUUGCUGACAUUGUAAGUUGUGAUGCAAGGAUCUGCAGUGACACAACAAAAGUUCAAAAAGCAGAGGACUUCAAACACAUCUAUCAGACACGCUGGAGGGAGAUGAUCUCAUGUCAUGCUCACCAUACCCUGGAAGAAAAAAGGUACAACGCUCCACUGAUCUUGCCAUUUGCAGACGAUGUCAAGAAACUCCAUAUAUAUUUAAAGGAGAAACAGCAAGAAUACUACAGCACACUUUUUAAUGCACCGAACACCAAGACUUGGGCAAAACUGGCUAAAGUCACUCUUGCACAAAUGAUCAUCUUCAACAGAAAAAGGCAAGGGGAAGCCUGUCUGAUGCCAGUACAAUCAUUCGAGUCUCGAGACAAAUCUAAUUUAAAUAUUGAUAUUGCUGACUCUCUCUCAGAAGUUGAACAAGCACUAUGCAAGUACUUUAGUCGUGUAGAAAUCCGUGGAAAACGCGGAAGGAAAAUUGCGGUACUUUUGGCACCGGAAAUGAUCAAAUCCAUGGAGUUGCUGGUUAAAACCCGUGAAGUUUGCGGUGUUCCGAAGGAGAACAUCUACAUGUUUGCAAUCCCAGGCUGCGAGACAUCAUUUCGUGGAUCAGACUGCCUGCGCUGCUUUGCCAUGGAGUGUGGUGCUAAAUGUCCAAAAGCCCUAUCGUCCACCAAGUUGCGCAAACACAUCUCUACAAUGUCCAGAGUUCUUAACAUGAAUGACACCGAAAUGGACCAACUUGCUGAUUUCCUGGGACACGAUAUUCGUAUCCACAGGAAAUAUUACAGAUUACCAGAGGGAACACUCCAGCUGGCAAAAAUCACUAAAGUCUUGAUGGCAAUGGAGCAGGGAAGGCUUAACGAAUUCAGAGGGAAAGGUCUUGACCAGAUCAGCAUCAAUCCAACAGAGUGCGUUGAGCCUGAUGCUGGGAUGGAGAGUGAAACAGAAAUGUCAGAUCAUUCUCAUGAUGUGACGUCAAGUGAGCCAGGCACUUCAGGAGUGAAUAGCAGCAGGCCAGUAAACACGAAUGAAGGAUCUCCAGAGAGGACACGGGAGGUCAUGAAAGUAACAUCAGUUCCUAGGAAGAGAAAGUGGAGUGAGGUGGAGAUUGCGGCUGUAGAAGAGAAAAUGAUGAAAUUUAUUCACUCGGGAGUUACUCCUGGAAAAGUCGACUGCAUUGCAUGCAUUACAGCAGCCCCCAAAGCCCUCGGUGAACGAGACUGGCAGGCGGUAAAGUAUUAUGUAAAAAACAGGAUCACAGCAUAUGAGAGAAAGACCACUAAAAAGUAAGGUUGA
Messenger RNA from Carassius carassius (crucian carp), 2817 nucleotides. RefSeq lists its product as uncharacterized. The transcript is spliced from 6 exons. NCBI's taxonomy places the organism in Eukaryota, Metazoa, Chordata, Actinopteri, Cypriniformes, Cyprinidae. The record is from RefSeq and is a predicted model, not a curated record. The coding region runs from base 424 to 2811 and encodes 795 amino acids.